Filobasidium floriforme is the source of this 540-nucleotide messenger RNA. RefSeq lists its product as uncharacterized. NCBI's taxonomy places the organism in Eukaryota, Fungi, Basidiomycota, Tremellomycetes, Filobasidiales, Filobasidiaceae. The transcript has 3 exons. Bases 211 to 540 code for a protein of 109 amino acids. The record is from RefSeq and is a predicted model, not a curated record.
GGAGAAGGUUCCCUUCAACACUAUUGUCCUCGGUCUGUGUGCUGACGUUGCGCAAUGAUCAGCGGGAAGCAUGGGAUGAGGCACCAGUCAUAUAUAGCUCUCCAGUCGUCCGACUGCUUGGUUCGCAACACCUUCACCGCUUGAGAAGCGUCGACAAGGUAUUCUCGACUCAUUCAGACAUCUCACUGGUAAUAUCAUUGACAUAUCAGUAUGAGCGAAGAAGAAAGGAAACCGGACGUGCAAUCCACCCCUCCCAAGAAGCGUAAACAACCUGCCGGCAAUACCGACUCUCCUUCCCCUUCGAAACAUAGAAAGACCCACGGGACCGGUCAACUGCCUCCACCAGGUUUCACCGGUACCGUGCUCCCUGCGAACCAUCCCACGGUUAUCUACGAGAUCCUGGAAAGGGCCAUCGAGGAAGCUACCCCGGAACAUAGGAAGAUCGUCGCUGAGAGGUAUGGGAUCGAGGCGAAGACGUUACAUUAUGCUUGGAGGACUAUUAAGAAGAACGCUCUGAACGCGUUUAAAGGGGGGCUUUAG